AGUACGCACCACCAUUGUGAAUUGAUGUAGACUAAAUAUCUAAUACUGCUGCUAUUAGACCCCGUAUAAUAUCAUUGCUUUGAUCAAACUGAGAAACAUAUCGUUUAUAAUGGACAUAAGCAGUCUGAUUCUUCUAUAAACCCAACCAUGGCUGAAGCAUUAAAGACUGUCAUCUCCCAGAGUACAGAGUGUCCAGUGUGCCUUUCUACAUUCACCGAUCCCAAGAUCCUGUCUUGUUCUCACACUUUCUGCAAGACUUGCCUGGACAACCUCUUAGAGUUUCACGGUAACUGUCAGAUCCGAUGCCCUGUCUGCAGAGCUGUGACCCAGGUCCCAAACGAAGAUGUUGGCAAACUACAGGUAAAUCUUGCUUUGAAGAGUCUGAUAGAGGAUAUGGAGGGCCAUCCUCAGAUUUGCACAAAUUGUAAAUCAAAUGACAAGCCCCAUGCUGAUGUCUACUGCCAAGACUGUGGCAAGUAUCUCUGCACCUCUUGUCUUAAUAAGCACUCUCAGUGGGAAGACUUUAUCGAUCAUGAAGUCAUUGCCAUGAGUGAGAUCUCAUCAGGGAAGGUGUCUGUACGUAGAUACCGGAAAUGCAGGAAACACCCGAAAGAAGAUGAGGAUUACUUCUGUUCCACCUGCAGGAGAUUCACAUGCUUCAGAUGCGGUAUGAUGGAACAUAAAGACGAGGGACACCAGGUCGUCGAGGGAGCUGCUUACGAGGGCAAACACAUGAAGAACAUUGAAGACUUGAAAUCAAAGGUUGACAAGCAACAGUCAUGCUUUCAGAAGUACAUUGAUUUCAUUGAUGAGCAGAGGAAGAGUGUUGACAAUGCCAAGAAACAGUGUACAAGUGACAUCAACAAAGCGUAUGAUGAUGCGGUCGGGCAGUUGACAGAGAAGAGAGAAAGCCUGCUAAUAGAAGUCAAGGAAACGACCGAAGGAGUAGAGAAAGAACUGGAAAGCAUGAAGACCACGGCUCAGAAGCACAUCAAUCAGUUAACGACCAUGGCUGAAAUGGUGAUUAACAAAACAAAGGUUCCAUUAGAUAUGGAUACUUUGGCUGCACACGACACUCUGUGUGAAGAGUUACGAGAGGUCUUUGAUCAAAAGAAUCCUGACUACGAGCAGCCGAAGAAAUCGGGCAUAAAGGGGAAAAGUGUAAAGUUCAAGAGAAAUGUUGGAGUGGAUGAGCUAGGCCUUGGAAAGAUUGUUAAUGUAGUUGAAAGAAACGUCGCCUUACCCACUAAUAAAACCUUUGAUGAAAAGGACGUUUCUUUGUACACUAAUAAGAUUGUUAAAGUAAAGAAAGUUGCUUUGCCAGCUAUGAGUUGCAUGGUUAGUACACCAGACGGUAGAAUGGCAGUAGGAUGUUGGACAGGUGGCAUCUUUAUCUCCUCUCAUGAUGGUCAGCUUCAGCAGACAGUUCUGAAGAAUGUUAAGAUUGAUGGGGUAGGGUUCCUCUCUGAUGGUCGAUGUGUUGUGAUGGAUACUUCAAACAACAUCACGCUGUACACACCAGAGUACACACAAUUGAAUGUAAUGUUUAAGACUCUGAGUCGAUUUGAAGGUGGGGCUUCUGAUCUCACUGUUGAUGGUGAUGAUCAGAUCUAUGUGAGCUACUGGAAAGCCAAUAAGAUCCGGGUAUUUCCAACAGCAGGUGGGCAAGCAGUCAGGGAGAUACCAUGCAACGGGUAUGAACCUCGGCAAAUCACUAGUUACCAUGGUUCUCUGAUCACUAAAUCACAUGAUACUAUCAGAUUGAUAGACAAACAGGGUGCUGUGCAACAUGAAUUAAAGAAACCGGAUAGUGACCUUUACGCUGCUGUAUCUCAAUGGAAUACAAUCCUGGUAGCCAAGGUGGAGGAGGGUGAAGGUUUGGUGAGCAUUGACGAGUAUACAAAUGAACUAAGGCACAUUCGAAACCUUGUUACUGAUUACAAGAUUAAGAACCAUUUUAUAUAUUGGUAUUACCUUCAGCAGUACCGAUCAGGAGAGAUCGCUUUUUGCACUUCGGAUAGUCUCUAUAUAUUCCGCUGA
This is a messenger RNA of Lytechinus pictus (painted urchin), 2040 nucleotides long. Its product is annotated as E3 ubiquitin-protein ligase TRIM31-like. Lineage: Eukaryota; Metazoa; Echinodermata; Echinoidea; Temnopleuroida; Toxopneustidae. The transcript is spliced from 2 exons. Gene Ontology annotation, molecular function: ubiquitin protein ligase activity; zinc ion binding. Gene Ontology annotation, biological process: protein monoubiquitination. The record is from RefSeq and is a predicted model, not a curated record. The coding region runs from base 148 to 2040 and encodes 630 amino acids.